GAGUCUGUUUGACCAAUCCGGCGUGUAAAUAUUUGUUCUGGAAGCUGCCUCAUCCGACCCGAGAGUGCUGAGGUAUAAAACCAGCCCAGGAUCCAUCCCAGUCCAGAGCUCAACCUGGCAGCUAGUCAAGGGUUUUCGGUCCAACAUGGCCACAGGAGUCAUCAGGAACCUGCCCAUCCAGGCCUCGGCUCUGGCCUACUUCCCCAUGAUCUACCAGCACUCUCCAUGCAAGGAGGAUGAAGAAGAGAAGCUGCAGGAAGAACCAGAGGAGCGAGAGGAUGAGGAAGAGGAGGAGGAGGAGGAGGAGGAGGAGGAGGAUGAUGAGGAGGAGUGUUUAGCUCACUACGCUCUGGACGUCACCAAGCAGCUGCUGAGGUUCGCAGACCUCAUCAGCCGGGACGUCCAGCGGUAUUUCGGUCGCUGCGGUGACCAGGAAGCCUGCGACAUCUACAGCGACUCCGUCUCCACAACGACCAGCGGGCGUCUGCGUUACUAUGACGACCUGUUGAGGAUCGCAGGAAGUCCAGAGGAGCAGGAGACACACGCUGAGGAUGCUAAAGGUGGCAGUAACAGCUUGGGGCCCCUGGCCGAACUGUUCGACCACAGGGGCCCGAGUCAGAGCCGAGGCCAGCCGAUGAUCAAGCGGCAUCUCCCGCUCAGUUUCUGGACCGAACCGAUGCCCUGCUGUUCCCUGGUCAGCUCCAGUAACACACCUGACGACACACACACUCACUACAGCCACAGCACACACACUCUGGACGGCACUCAGCCGGACUUCAGCGACCUGCUGGCGAACUGGGACCCGAACCCCGACCUGGGCCACACACUGACGGAGAACUCCCACAUGCAGCAGUAAACAAACACACAAAUAAACAGGAAAACAACAAAACGACGUGUCGAGCAGGUUUCUGUUUGCUUUAGAUCGUUCAACAAACACCGUCUCAGCAGGUUUUGAGGUCAACAAGAGGAAAAUCCUCCUGCUCAAAGUUUACUCCUCUAUAGCUGCUUUACUGCGGAUUUUCUCUCAUGUGAUUCUUAUAUUUUUCUCCUAAAAUUUACCAAGAGAUAUCAGUGAAAAAGAAAGACAAUUAGCAACAUGAGUCAAAUUUGAUAUUUAAAGGAGAUAAUUCGGCUAAUAGAUUAAUUUUUUUCGCAAUGUGAGCUGGAUAUGAGCUUUAUUUUAUAUCAAUAUAAUACAAUCAUUACACUGAAUUAGAGAGGUCUUCCUAAUAUUUAUUCAGACCUGCUUCAUAUAAAUAAAUAUGCAUUGAUGCUUAUAUAUGUGUAUGUGUAGAUUUUUGACAGUACUUUUAAAUCAGUUCUGUUGUCAAAAUAGAUUCUUUCAGUUGAAGCUGUUGGCCAAAGUAAAGCUCGAUCUGUCCCACAAUGAUUUUGAGAGAGUCCUGAAUGCCUCCAUCACAUCUAGGCUAAACUACUGCAACUCUGUACAUCAGUCUGGAUCAGGCGUCUCUUUGUAGGCUCCAGCUGGUACAAAAUGCUGCUGCCCGGCUUCUAACAGGGACAAACAAACGGGAGCACAUCACUCCAGUUUUUUCGUCACUCAGCUGGCUUCCUGUCUACUUCAGAAUUGUUUUUAAGAUUUUAUUGCUUGUUUUUAAAGUGUUAAAUGGGUUGGCACCUUCUUAUGUAUCUGAUCUUUUACAUAUUCAUGCUCCAUUUUCAUAGGUCAGCUAAUCAGACGAUCAGAAACACAUACACUUUUCUGUAUCUGGACCCAGUGUGUGGAAUAGCUUACCUGUUCAAAUUAGAGCUGCUCAGUCUCUGGAUACUUUCAAGAGUGCUGGCACCUUGAUAUAUGACAUUGCUAGUCUUACUCUGUAUAUUUCCUCACAGGUUAUGUUUUGUUUUCUAUUUUAAAAUGUCAAGCACUUUGGUUGUUUUUUGAAUGUGCUAUAAUAAACAAAGCUGACUUCA
This is a messenger RNA of Acanthochromis polyacanthus (spiny chromis), 1935 nucleotides long. RefSeq names its product proline and glutamate rich with coiled coil 1 (gene percc1). The transcript is spliced from 2 exons. Bases 146 to 856 code for a protein of 236 amino acids. The record is from RefSeq and is a predicted model, not a curated record. Lineage: Eukaryota; Metazoa; Chordata; Actinopteri; Pomacentridae.